Messenger RNA from Calidris pugnax (ruff), 2430 nucleotides. It is a transcript of the gene NPRL3, whose product is annotated as NPR3-like, GATOR1 complex subunit. The transcript has 15 exons. Gene Ontology annotation, cellular component: GATOR1 complex. The coding region runs from base 62 to 1861 and encodes 599 amino acids. The record is from RefSeq and is a predicted model, not a curated record. Gene Ontology annotation, biological process: positive regulation of autophagy; negative regulation of TORC1 signaling; TORC1 signaling. Lineage: Eukaryota; Metazoa; Chordata; Aves; Charadriiformes; Scolopacidae.
AGGCGGCCGUGGCGGGCAGCCUUCCUGCGGGCCGUGCCGGUCCGCUCCGUGCCCUGCCGGCAUGGGCGAGAGCACCAGCCCCAUCAGCGUUAUCCUGGUGAGCUCGGGCAGCCGCGGCAACAAGCUGCUGUUCCGCUUCCCCUUCCAGCGCGGCGCCGAGCACCCCGCCGCACAGGCCAAUAAGCCAAGGAGUCGAUAUGCUGUGAAUAGCUCUGGUGACACCACGGAAGAUCAAGAUGGGGACUCCAGAGACCAAUGUCCUCUAACUGAUGAGCAAUUGGUUUCGGGCUGGGUUUCCAGAGGAGAUGCUGGUGACAGCAGUCGAUCUGCACUAGAGUGGUUUUCGGAUGUCAUCCUGGCAACGAUUUUGGCUACCAAGUCAGAUAUGUGUGGCAAAAAGUUUGAACUGAAGAUCGAUAACGUUCGCUUUGUUGGCCAUCCCACCUUGCUUCAGCAUGCCCUUGGGCAGGUAUCCAAAACUGAUCCCUCACCAAAGAGAGAGAUGCCCACUAUGAUUCUCUUCAACGUGGUGUUUGCGCUAAGGGCCAACGCAGAUCCAUCCGUGAUAAACUGCCUGCACAACCUCUCCCGAAGAAUCGCCAUAGUCCUGCAGCACGAGGAGCGGCGCUGCCAAUACCUGACCAGGGAGGCCAAGCUGAUCUUGGCUAUUCAGGAUGAAGUGUCUGCCAUGUCAGAGACCACGGAAGGGCCACAGUCACCUUUUCAUCACAUCCUACCCAAGUGCAAACUGGCCAGAGAUCUCAAAGAGACAUAUGACAGUCUCUGCACAACAGGGGUGGUCCGUUUACAUAUCAACAACUGGCUGGAAGUGAGUUUCUGCCUGCCUCAUAAAAUCCAUUAUGUUGCCACAAACUUUAUACCCCCGGAAGCAAUCGAGAGAAGCCUGAAGUCUAUCAGGCCGUACCAUGCCUUAUUACUUUUAAAUGAUGAGAAGUCAUUGCUUAAUGAGCUCCCGUUGGACUGCUCUCCUGCCCUGGUGAGAGUAAUUAAAACUACCUCUGCUGUGAAGAAUUUGCAGCAACUGGCUCAAGAUGCUGACUUGGCAUUGCUGCAGGUUUUCCAGCUUGCUGCACAUCUCGUUUACUGGGGAAAAGCAAUUAUUAUUUAUCCGCUGUGUGAAAACAAUGUCUACAUGCUUUCUCCAAAUGCCAGCGUCUGCCUUUACUCACCAUUAGCAGAUGCGUUUUCCUGUCAGUUCCGGGGCCACAACCUGCCGUCGAUGCUUUCCAAGUUCUCCCUCCCAGUGUCACUCUCAGAGUUCAAGAAUCCACUCGCGCCGCCUGUUCAGGAGACUCAGCUCAUUCAAAUGGUGAUAUGGAUGCUCCAACACCGGCUUCUUAUUCAGCUUCACACUUACGUCUGUCUGAUGGUGCCACCAAACGAGGAGGAUUUCCGAGCCCAAGAUGAAGACAUGCCCUUUACUGCCAGAGUUGGAGGCCGAAGUUUAAGCACCCCCAAUGCUCUCAGCUUUGGUUCACCAACUAGUAGUGACGACAUGACUCUGACAAGCCCUAGCAUGGAUAAUUCCAGUGCUGAGUUGAUACCUGGUGGGGACUCACCCCUAAAUAAAAGGAUGACAGAGAAUCUUCUAGCAAGCUUGUUGGAACACGAGCGGGAAGCUAUCCUUAAUGUUCCUGCUGCCCAAAAUCCAGAAGAUCUUCGCAUGUUUGCAAGGCUGCUGCACUACUUCCGAGGCCGACACCACCUGGAGGAGAUCAUGUACAACGAGAACAUGCGUCGCUCCCAGCUGCUGAUGCUGUUUGACAAAUUCCGCAGCGUGCUGGUGGUCACCAGCCACGAGGACCCCGUGAUUUCCGUUUUUCAGUCCCUCCUAAAAUGACUCUGUUGGCGAAGGAAGGGAAACUCUGGAUACUGACAGUCUAAAAACUAAAGGAGGUGAAUUCGGUUCCUUUGCGCCGUGUGACAGAGAGCAGGUUCUUCCCCUCCGUGCCUUGGUUUCCCAUCUGCUCCCCGUGAGGAUGGUCCGUGUGAGGGCUCUGGGGCCUGCUGCAGGAUGGUGUGUACUUUGCUCAGCUUGGAUUCCUCCCGUGCCACCUUCACAGCCCUUCCCUGACCCUCCUCCCUGCCCAGGACUUGUGGGAGAGGACCAGGAUGGCAUCCACUGCAGCAUUGCCCACAGAGCUUCGCCCUUGGGUGGACGCAGCUGCAUGUGAAGUGCUUUCUCUGCUCUCCAACACCAUGACUGGUGGGUUCUUCAGCCCCAAGCACCGCUGGGGAGCAGCCUGGCCCCACAGACUCUGCUCUAGGGCGGAGAGGAGCUGACCUGGAUUUUAGGAUAAUGCCGCCAAGCGCUGAGGAGUUCUGUUUGAUCACCGGUAUCUGGCAGCAGUGAGGAGAUAGGUAGGAAGACAAAGUAUCACAAGUAAAUGGUGUCAUGAAUGAGAAUGA